AUGUGGAGCCAACCCCCGCAAUGGCUCCAAGCUUCCCAUUACGAGAAUGUCCCCCACAAUCAAGUGGAUUGGGCAUCUCUGGCGAAGCAAUGGAUCACCAUGCAGCAGCAGCCAACGCAUCCGAUGAUGCCUCCUAUACUUCCACCUGCACCGGCAUUCCCCCCGGAGCUUCGGUCACUUGAUCCUCCGAGAGACAAUGUGACGCUCCAUCAGGACACGUGGUCACAGAAUCCCCAAGGAAGCAAUUCAGACGCUUAUUUCAAGAGAAUUGGCCCGCCCCCUCCUCCGCCACCUCCCCCGACACCACCGUUACCGUCUGCGGAUCCGAGCAUAUGGAUUGCGCCACCCCCGGAAUUCCCGCCCACUACGCGGAAAGUUGUCGACUACAGCCACGGGAGCUCGACGGCCUCGAGCCGUUCGUCGAGCGUCGUUAUGGACUACGCUCAUGGGGACGGAGGUAAUGCCAAUGUUCCCGAGAGGCGGGUCGUGGACUACGGACAUGGGUUCAGUCAGUCCGGAGGAAGCAGCUCUCUACCCCCGGUAGUUCCACCGGUCACCCAAGCUGCGGCAGUUCCUGCCGUCGCACCGGUCAUCGCUGCUGAUUCUACGAUUGCUAUCGACGCGAUGAAACGGAAAAAUUUACCGGCAUGGAUUCGGGAUGGCUUGGAGAAGAUGGAGCGAGAAAAACAAAAGAGGAAAGAAGAAGAGGAUCGACGCAGGAAAUUAGAAGCGUCUAAAAGACCACUCUGGACCCGAGAAGAUGAAGAGGAGGCAGAGGAUGACUCUGAGGUACGGCCGUCGUCAGGAACAGGCAGACGACGCGAGGAAGAGUCCGACGAAGAGCUCCCGGACGUGGAAGCGAGCUCCCUCAAAGAAGUUUCAAAUCUAGAUGCUCCGCAUGCAGACGAGCGUAGUCGCCGGAAAGCCAGUCCCCCGCUGAUUCUCCUGAGUCCUGAGGAGAAAGAGCUCCAAUUUGCGCUUAACGUGAAGAGACUCAUAACCGAGAUUUUGAUGUCGGUGCUCCAGUCAGAGACAGCAGAAGUUGCUCAGGAAGAGAUCCGUCGUGCCAGGAAGCGCUUUGCUGCCAAGCCAAAGAAAGUCACCACUGCGCUAGCCAGCAUCGUUGGCCUAGGCGGUUACUCCGAUUCAGAAGGCUCUGAUAGUGAUGAUCAGGGCCGUCGCUCGAGAGGGCGUCGCGAGGACGACGAUGAAGAGUCGGAUCUUGAAGAACGCAUCAAAACGCGACGCAGGGAGUUCCGGAGAUGGGAGGAAUCGGCUCUGAGAGCCCUCGACGAGAAAGAGAAGGAACAAGAAAGGAGAAUGCACGGAGACAAUAGGGAGGAGUCUGCCAGUCCGCCGGGUCGCGGAGGCCGGGCAGCUUCGCGAACACCGUCUCCGAAAGUCUCCGCACAGAGGGCGAGAGCCGAUCGCUCAGCGUCGAGGUCGCCGAAGCAAAGUCGGACGGAAAUCCCAGAGAAGAACCAGGAAAGGAUCUCCAGCAAAGAUCAUGACGCGCAAAAGAGUCCGUCGCGAUCUCGCAGCAAUACCAAGGAAUACCAGAAGAAGGAAAAAAUAAGGAGAAGAAAUAGCUCCCGGAGCUCCAGUUCUGCGAGCAGUAGAUCUAGCGGAAAACGGAAGAGAAGUUCUAAGAAGGAUCGACGAAGAUCACGGAAUCGGGAUCAAACCCGAAGAAGGAAAGACUCAUCUUCGCGGAGUCGAAGUCGGAGUCGCAGCCGCGAUCACCGGAGAGGCAGGUCGGGUAGUAGAAAUCGACGUCAAAGGUCGAGAAGUCGCGACCGACGCCGAGACAGGUCAAGGUCUUACCAAAGGAAAAGCUCGAGGGAUAGGUCUCGAGACAGGAAAUCGACCCGGGACAGGUCCUGGGAGCGGAGGGGUUCGAGAGACGCCUCUCGUGACAGAAGACGCCGACGCGACUAUAGCAGAGAGCGGAAAAGACGUUGUAUAGAAAAAAGUUGAAUGGCCAAGGUAAAUCACAUGUCUUGCACACUGAGCUCCAAGAGCAGCUAGCACUCCCUCCAUCAGACAUCCACACAUCGAGAGAUAGUGAUUUCGCCCGACCUUAACCUGGCUUGCUAGGUCAUCGUGAUUGUGUAAUUUUCCAUACGAUACUAAUUCGUCAGCGGUUCGCGUCUGUGCCGCAGGCCGAAGUAAUUAUAGAGCAGUCACUCUAAGGGGUGAGCAAUUGGUUCUCAUCCAUCUAUCUAUACGAAUAAAGGCGUAAGCCCCGACAUCCUCGUGGUGGGACGUUGUCACU
Molecule: messenger RNA, 2275 nt
Organism: Galendromus occidentalis (western predatory mite)
Lineage: Eukaryota; Metazoa; Arthropoda; Arachnida; Mesostigmata; Phytoseiidae
Product: arginine/serine-rich protein PNISR
Exons: 11
Coding region: 1-1977 (658 amino acids)
Source: RefSeq, a predicted model, not a curated record